UCCUGUCGAAUUGUAAACAAAGCAACGUGAUGGAAACAAUAGAUGGUGAUGAGUUUACAUGGAAAAGGCCCAUGGAAUUGUUUGAAGAGAAUGAAAUGGUCAAGAUAUGUGCCCCAAUGGUCAGAUAUUCCAAACUGCCAUUUCGGAUGUUGGUGAGGAAGUAUGGCUGCGAUCUGGCGUUCACUCCUAUGAUAAUUGCCAACUCAUUCGUGGAAUCUCUGAAAGCCAGAGAUAUCGAGUUUACAACAUGCAGAGAGGACCGGCCACUGAUAGUGCAGUUUGCAGCUCAUAACGACAUUGACUUCGGCAAUGCUGCAGAGAUAGUCGCACCGUAUUCUGAUGGUGUUGACCUGAAUUGUGGCUGUCCGCAAAGAUGGGCGAUGGCUGAUGGCUACGGAGCAUGUUUGAUCCAUAAACCAAACCUUGUACAGGACAUAGUGAGGCAGGCAAGGAAUCGUGUACCUCGCUCUGACUUUACAGUGUCAGUGAAGAUCAGAAUACAUGAGGACAUAAGAGAAACUGUAGAGUAUUGUAAAAAGAUGGAAGCUGCGGGGGUUUCAUUUCUAUCUGUACAUGGACGCACGAAGGACCAGCGUAACCAACCGGUCAACCUGGAGGCCGUCAGACUGAUUCAAGAGAACGUUGGCGUUCCUGUGGUUGCUAAUGGCGAUAUUAAAUCCAUGGAGGAUGUUGAUCAUAUAAGAACUGUAACUGGGGCUAAAGGAGCAAUGUGUGCCCGGGGUAUCCUGGCCAAUCCUGCAAUGUUUGUGGGUUACGACAACACUCCACUAGAGUGUAUAAAGGAUUGGAUACAUAUUGCAAUGGAAUAUGGAACACCAUUUUCUGCGUUUCACCAUCACGUGAUGUACAUGUGUGAACGAAUCAUGUCAAAAUCUGAGAGACGAAUUUUCAACUCUUUGCCCAGUACAGCAGCAGUUUUGGACUAUCUUAGUGAUAACUAUGAUAUUAAAGUUGACAAUGGCUGACAUAUGGACAUGUCUUUAAUUCUGAGUGUAAAUAUAAAAAGAAAUUCAAAAAAGUGAAUCAGUGAGCUAAAUUUUUAACAAUUAGCUUAGCACAGCAGUGGUUCGGGUAUAUCUUAUUAAAUGAUAAUAAUGAUAUUGGGGUUGGCAAUGGCUGACAUGGUCUUUUUUCUGGGCUGAAAAUUGAUAUGUCAGUUCAUCAGCAUCAUAGAACUGGGUUUGAAAAUAAAAUCAGGUGGUGCAGAUAAUGAAUGCUUGACUACAAUGCGGUUUCCACACAUACGGUAGAUUAAACUUUCAAGUUUAUUUCUAUCAUAACCAUGACAUUUUCAUAUUCAGGAAUUCAAAAUAUAAAUGUUAUUUUUAAUACUGGUAUUUGCAAAAGGUUAUAAGUUGUGACAUCUGUGUCUAUUAUGUAAAUAGAUUAUUGAUGUGAACUCAUGUUUGUUUCAAAAGUUUUGACAUGUAUACAAUAUUGAACCAUUGUGUUUACGCUCAUCUUUUAACAUUCUGAAAUAAACCCUGCUGAUUUAUACACAAGAAAAACCUUGCCUUCAAAAUUCCUUGCAGAUUCAUGAAUUAAGAGCCUUUUCUUUUUAAAAUCUUAAAUUUAGGUCUAUAUUUGUAAUGUCUUAUCAUAUUUAGCUUAAUUUCCUUAAAUCGAUUGUCUUGUUUGAAUAAUGUUCGUCCUACUGCAUUUUUCUAGCUUCAUGUUAAGGCAAGAUUUUAAUCUCCCGCCACGGAGUGAGGAGGGGAUUAUAGGAAUGCAUUUUGUCCGUCCGUCCAUAACAUUUCAUGUCCGUGCUAUAUUUUACUUAUGCUUUGAUGGAUUACCAAAUGUUGUCUUGAUUGAGAUGAGGUGCAGUGACCUUGACCAGGGUCCAUACCUCAAAAGUCACAGUCAACUGUCUUGUCUGUCUGUCCGUAACAUUUUGUGUCCGGGCUAUAACUUACUUAUGCAUUGAUGGAUUAUCAUAUGACUUGGUACAAAUGUUGUCCUCAUUGAAACAAUGUGCUGUGACCUUGACCAUGCUAUCACUUACUUAUGCAUUGAUGUAUUGAUGGAUUACCAUAGAACUUGGUACAAAUGUAUACAAACUAUUAA
This is a messenger RNA of Mya arenaria, 2088 nucleotides long. RefSeq names its product tRNA-dihydrouridine(20a/20b) synthase [NAD(P)+]-like. The coding region runs from base 30 to 986 and encodes 318 amino acids. Lineage: Eukaryota; Metazoa; Mollusca; Bivalvia; Myida; Myidae. The transcript has 9 exons. Gene Ontology annotation, molecular function: flavin adenine dinucleotide binding; tRNA dihydrouridine synthase activity. Gene Ontology annotation, biological process: tRNA processing. The record is from RefSeq and is a predicted model, not a curated record.